AGAAAAUACCAUUGCGCAGAGCCUGGCUGUAACAAAAGUUUCACUACCAGCGGGCAUUUAGCACGACAUAACAGGAUUCAUACAGGAGAAAAGAAUUUUCCUUGCUUAUUUCCUGGUUGUCAAUCUAGAUUUUCACGUCAAGAUAACAUGAUGCAACAUUAUAGAACGCAC
Molecule: messenger RNA, 171 nt
Organism: Mycotypha africana
Lineage: Eukaryota; Fungi; Mucoromycota; Mucoromycetes; Mucorales; Mycotyphaceae
Exons: 2
Biological process (GO): regulation of transcription by RNA polymerase II
Cellular component (GO): transcription regulator complex; PcG protein complex
Molecular function (GO): DNA-binding transcription factor activity, RNA polymerase II-specific; RNA polymerase II cis-regulatory region sequence-specific DNA binding
Source: RefSeq, a predicted model, not a curated record